GCCAAAACCGGCGUGUGGGGAGCGGGCUCUUCGCCCGCCAUGAGCGGGACGGUGCUGCCCGGGACCCCCAUCGCCGUGGACUUCUGGAGCCUGCGGAAGGCGGCCGGCGCCCGCCUCUUCUUCCUGUCCCACAUGCACUCGGACCACACGGUGGGGCUGUCCAGCACCUGGAGCCGCCCGCUGUACUGUUCCCCACUCACCGCCCGCCUCCUGCACCACCGCCUGCAGGUGCCCAUGUGCUGGAUCCGGUCUCUGGAGGUGGGGCAGAGCCAUGUCGUGGAUGGGGUGACGGUGACGCUGAUUGACUCCAACCACUGCCCUGGCUCGGUUAUGUUCCUCUUUGAGGGCACCUUUGGCACCAUCCUCUACACAGGAGAUUUCCGCUACACGAGCACCAUGCAGGGCGAGCUGGCGUUGAAGGGCCGCCACAUCGACCGCCUGUACCUGGACAACACCCACUGCCACCCCCAGCGGGCCCUGCCCUCGCGGGCGCUCGCCACCCGCCAGGUUGCCCGUCUCAUCCGUGCCCACCCGCAGCACCACGUGGUCAUCGGUGUGUACACCCUGGGCAAGGAGACGCUGCUGGUGGAACUGGCGCUGGAGUUCAGCACGUGGGUGGUGGUGAGCCCCUGGCGCCUGGAGCAGAUGCGGCUGCUGGAGCUGCCGGAUGUGUUCACCGCGGAGGAGGGCGCGGGCUGGAUCCGCGCCGUGGAUGUCGCCGAGAUCCGCUGGGACACACUCGUCAGCUGGAACAAGCUGCACCCCACCAUUGCCAUCAUCCCCACGGGCAGGCCCGUGAAAGUCACCCACCCCAAAAUCCACGUCAUCCCAUACUCAGAUCACUCGUCCUUCAUGGAGCUGCGCGAGUUUGUGAAGUGGCUGAAACCCUGCUCCAUCAUUCCCAUUGUGAAGGGUGACAUGUGCCAGGUUUACUUUCAGGAAUACCUGAGCUCUGCUCCCCAGGUACUUCCUGACUUUAAAGGCUCAAAGCCCGUGCAAGAGUCUGGACAGCGGCAAAGCCGAAGGAGGGGGCAGAAACCCACAAGUCUCUGGAAAAGAGUCCUGCGGGGUUCUGUGCCCCGAGGGGUCGUUUAUGAGUCCCCAGAGAAAAAUACUGAGAAACCCAAAAUGCUUACAGAUGUUAAGGUUCCUCAGCAGUACUGUGAGCCAGCUCUCUGCUCAAAAGAAGGCUGCCCUUGUCACAGGGGUGAGAAGGAAGAGCUGAGUGGGGAACAGGCGAGAACAGCAGGAGCAGCACCUGUUUCCAGUGAGCACCUUCCAACUGGAUUUGCAGAGCAGUAUUUACUCAGUCCCUUAAAUGUCCUAAAGCAGAACUCCUCUCAGACAUUCAAUCAGCUGGUAGAAGACUUUUUUCAGAAGGGAGACACGCCCUGAAAAUUGUUGUGACAUUGCUGGUGCUAGUGCAGUAGGUAGCAGUGUUUCAUUCUACUCCACGCUCAGGUUUCCCAUUAGGAGAGAGGAGCUCAGCUCUGGGGCCCUUCUUUCUUUACCUCUUUAUAGAGGACAAAGAGGAAGCUAGAACCAGUUUGUAGAUGGUACUACUUUAAAACUUAUUUAUUUUUUUUUAAUCUCUACAUCUCCUGUGUCCCCACACUGUGCUGGGCCCUUUGGCCCCACUCACUGUCUGUGCCUCGUGUCCACCUUUUGCAGUGACUUGCCUGUCCAAUGUUAGAAAAGUCACUGAGGGGUUGAUUCAGGCAGGGCUGCAGGGGGUGUGAGCUGUCUGCAGCUGUGUGAUUGAUGGCUGGAAUGUGAUGGAAGGAGCAAGGGGGGAAUCUGAGGGUCUUAAAGAUUCUCCUUUCUGUAAAUCUGUGAUACCUCACUGACUAUGAGAAGCUCAUUCCAAAGUGAGUUACAAAUGUUUGCAUUAAGGUGCUUUUAAAAAAUGCUGCUUAAAGAAAUCUAGAAAAUGAAGUGCCUUAAAGUCCAAUAAUGUUUUCUAUCUGAUAAUCUACUAACACUUCCAGCUUUUGCAUCCAGCCAGCCAACUGCAGCUGGAUGUAGUCCUGCUUUCCUGGAAGUGCCAUCUCGGUGCUAAUUGUCAGUGCUUUUUCAGGUUUGUGGUUAGGAAAAGUAGGAAUUUUUGGGGUUCUUGAGUUGUAGGCUUUGCAGAGUGGGUCACUAAAUCCUCUGCAGUCUCUACACUUAGCCUUGCACCUCUGAAUUCUGUUUGAUUGCAAAGCACUCCUGGUAACUGCCAUUGUUUUGCCUUCCCAUUCUGCCUGCUCUUGUCCUGCAGUGGCAAAUGGAAUGGGAGAUAAUGAAACAUCUGCUUGGUGGCGUGAAGUGAUCAGUCUCAGCAGCAUUGUUUGCAAAGAUUGUGACUGAACAGCAGAACUGGCUCUGUUAGUUAGAGGUUGGGCACUUUCCCACUUUGGAUCGGCUGCAGAGCCCUGGCCUGGCCCAGCUGGGAAGCGUCUGUGGUGUGACAAACGUUGGGUACCUGCUGCAGCUGACUGUGCCAAGCAGCACUGCCAGCGUUUCAAAUUGGCCCCUCAUAUGGUCAGGGCAGCUGGAGUGGAAAUGGGCACUGGACACUGUCCUGGAACAACAAACCAGUUUGUUCCUCAGCUCUCUUGAUCCUCCUUUUGUUACUCUUUCAGAAUUUUCUGAACAUAGUGUCCUACAGGGCCUUUCCAAGCAGCAGCUAGAUGAGUUGAAUUCUCUGAAUUGAGCCAGAAAAGGAAGUUUGCUCUUGGAGCAGAGCCACGCCUUGUGAAAAGCAAAGGUGCCCCUGGAUGCAGCAGUUGCAGCAGUCACAAACAGGGCUGUCCGGAACAGUGAGGGUGUCGACAGCAGAGUGGGCAUGUUUGGGAAGCUGUUUGUUUGGCAAACGUGAAUCCUGACUCCCGGCCCUGUGCUUUCCCAGGCAUGGCAAUAUUUAUCCCUGUUACAUAAGGAGUGCCUGUCCCUGGGACUGCCGUGGCUCUGCCUGCCAGCUGCCGAGGGGACCUUGGCAGUGACAGAGCAGUGUCCUGUGAGCUGCACACAGCGCAGCAAGGGCAGCUUGAGCCUCCUGCUGUGGGCCCUGUGUCCUGCUGCUUGGAGUUUUCUGCGUGGAUUAUUUCCUAAUCCAAACUCAACUGCAGAGCUCUGGCAGGUGGGUGUGAGUGGAGACACCUGCACGUUUUGUAACAUGGAAAUGAUAGUGCUGUGCUUGUAUGCUGGCUGCUGCUGCUGCCUGGGAGAUGCAGGCUGAUAUUUCAAUACUGUUGAAAUUCAAGUGACUCAUUUGACAGGCAGGGGAGUGAAGCACUGCCUGAACUCCCAAUUCCAAGUCCUGCUUUGAGCAGCCUUCCACUGCUGGGGAGGAAUGCUCACCUUCUGAGUCACUGCUCCAUUUGGGCAUGUUGCAAAUGACCUGGGAGAUCUGAUGUUUUGUGGCAUCCAGCCUUUCAUCUUUCAUUCUUAUCAACUAUUUAUUAAAGUAAAUGGAGAACCUCCCGGUCAGCCUCUGGGCAAAAAGGAGUUGUAAAUGGUAAUUCUUUAAUUCUUUAUAGAGGUAAAUCUGAGCUUUAAUCAUACACAAACAAGUGAACAUUGCAGACUUCAGAGUCUGGGGAUCUGCAUCCUAUUUCUGUGUGCUCAGUUAAAGCUGCAGAAUAAAAUGCUGGCUUCACUUUCUAGAGCUGAGAAGGUAAUUCCUGCCCCUUGAGAGGGGAAUUAUCCAUCAUGCAGAGCCAUGGAAACCUAAAAUCUCUCUGUGGGUUUAAAAGGCAAUAGAAGCAGGGGAGACUUGACCAACAAGGGGUUUGUUGGAGACCUUUGCCUCAGCACAGCAUGUGCACAAGGCAUUUUAGUGCCAAACAUUGCUUCCCUGUUAGGUGUUUGAAUACUACUUUUGUGGGUUAUCCUAAAAUGCUGGAAAGUAAAAUGUGGCCUCGUGGGGAAAACUGGAAUUGCUGACUGUUGGAGCUUGUGGACAUCCUUCAGCUUCCUCUGAAGAUGGGUUUGGUGAUGGACCUGGCAGUGCUGGGUUGAUGGUUGGAUUCUGUGAUCUCAAAUGAAUUUUCCAACCUAAAAGAUUGCAUGAAAUCUUCUGGCAGUAGAUGUCUGGCCUCUUACAGGCCUUGUUAUCCCUCACACUUGUCUCCACGAUUUCCCUAUUUUCCUGCCCCCCAGCCUGGCUCACAUGGGAGCUGGAGUGUCAUGGAGAGCAGGCUCUGAGCCUGCUGCUCCCAGCUCACCUGCACUGCUGCCCACAGGUGUGUUUUGCUCACAACAGUGCCAAGGAGAAGCUGCAGCCCAGCAUUGGCUUGUAGGAGAUCUGAGGGCCACAUGCUUGGAAACUUCAGUUAUCCUGGCAGGGAACAGAACGUGCUCCGAGCAAAGUCCUCCCAAAUCUAUACACACAGAGCAUGCUCCAGCUGCUUAUCUCUGCUCCACAGUUGGGAACCGAGCCCCAGAGGGGGGAAACAGCUCAGCCAAGGCCUUGCAGAGGAACAAGGAACAAGCUGAGUUCCCUUUGGCAAGUUUUCAAUGCUGUUUUACCAAGCUGUGAUCAAAUGCUGGCGUGUUGUGAGGGCAGGUUCUGGAGCAGAGCUGCCUGGGGAGGGUCAAUCACUGCACUAUGAGGAGCUCUGUUGGCUCUAACUUCUCAAAACAGUAGGAGUGCGUGAAGGAGUGCCCUGUUUAUGCUGUGGAGAGGAGAAAAUUCUUCUCUAGGUUGUUGUCAAGAGGCUGAGGUAAAACUUGCCUGGCUCCUGUGCUCCACAGAAACAAGUGUGUAAUGUCACCUUGCAGAACACCCCUGAGCGCUGCUGGGUUGGGUUUCUGACUCUGCUUCCCCAAUUACAAGGCCAAAGCACUUCCAACAACUUCUCUCUUCCCUGCUGCAGAGCUGUUCCUGCAGCACAGGGGCUUCUUUCCUAGGUUAAAUAACCUGCAAUGGUGAAAGCUUCCCUUCACCAGGAAAUGGAUGAGUUUACAUAUUUACCUCUACAGUGUGUUGUCACUUCGGGCUUAUUUCAAAGCCUAAGAUCUCUGUGCUUUUUUAUGGAGUCCUCUGAAGAGGUACUAGAACAUGUUCAAAAUGUAGAUUCACCUUGAUAAUCAGGUGAGGUGCUGCCUUCAAGUGAGCUCCUGUGGAUGUUGUGUGUGUGUUUAUGAUUGCUUCUGCUGAAUUUGGGACAUUUUGUCACAGCCACUGCUGUGCUGAAGAUUUUUCUGGCUGUGGCUUUGCCCUUGGCCAAGCCCCAGCCUGAGGCACAAGCAGCCAUGGGUUGUGCAACAAAACCUUUGGGACAGACCUUGACCAGGAGCCUCUUGGCCCUGGCUUGGGGAGGCUGGAACUUCCUGAGCAGGUGCUGGGAAAGGUGAGAAUCAUGUUCCACUCUGCCUUGGAGGGCACUGUGAGCCUGCAGAGAAUCGUGCCAGGAGCACUGGGUCCUCCAUGCAGGACUGACACUUCCCUGUCUCAGAGGGUACAGAGCUCCUGAACAGUGUUUUGCUGGAGGGGAUUCAUGCUUGUGCUGCUGUUCAUGUAAACAGGAAGCUGUGAGAGUUUCCAAGGUUUUCAUAGAAUGGUUCAGGUUGGAAGGGACCUUAAAGAUCAUCAAGUUCCAAACCCUGCCAUGGGUAGGGACAACUUCCACUACGCCAGGUUGCUCCAAGCUCUGCCCAACCUGGCCUUAAACAUUUCCAGGAAUGGGGCACCCACGGCUUCUCUGUGAAUCUGUACCAAGGCCUUACCACCCUCUGAAUAAAAAAAUUCCCAAUAUCUAAUCUAAACCUAUUCUCAGCCUGAAUUUUGGUGAGAGUAUUUGUAAUUGUUAUUUUUAAAUGUUGUAAACUUUUGCAAGAAAGCCAAUAAACGUCUCUGUAACACUGACUUUGGAAAAGGCAGAAUUGAAACAUUGCGGAGUCCUUGAAUAGGUGAUGAUGACCUGACUGGACUAAAUCCCUUCUGGGAAGCACUUGACCGUUGUUCCACCUCCCUGUGCCAGCAGGGCCAUCCCAGAGCACAUGGCACGGGAUUGUGUCCAGAUGGGUCUAGAAUAUCCCUAAUGUGGGAGAGUCCACACCCUUUCUGUUCCCUCACAGGAA
Hirundo rustica (Barn swallow) is the source of this 6066-nucleotide messenger RNA. RefSeq names its product DNA cross-link repair 1B (gene DCLRE1B). NCBI's taxonomy places the organism in Eukaryota, Metazoa, Chordata, Aves, Passeriformes, Hirundinidae. The record is from RefSeq and is a predicted model, not a curated record. Gene Ontology annotation, biological process: protection from non-homologous end joining at telomere; double-strand break repair via nonhomologous end joining; interstrand cross-link repair. Bases 40 to 1395 code for a protein of 451 amino acids. The transcript has 4 exons. Gene Ontology annotation, molecular function: damaged DNA binding; 5'-3' DNA exonuclease activity.